UAAACCUAAGAAUAAUCUAGCCUCUUUUAAUGUGUUUCUGCUCUGAUCAUGGAGCUGUCCUGUGAGUCCGUGAGAUACCCAGAAGACAGAAGACCGGCCAGUUGCAAGUUUGUGGAGCUCCAUGUGCUGUAUGUGCCAGGUGACCAGUGGAAUGAGAAGCUCAACAAAGUCCCAGCUGAAGCCAUAGAGAGCUUCAUAUCUGCAGGCUUCAUCAGGGUUUAUCCUGAUAUCACCCUUAAAACUCUGAGGAGCGAGCUUGGUGUCCUCCUUGGCGCAGAGAGGACCAUCGACAAAUUCUCCUUCCUGAAAUGUGUGGGCCACAGUCUAGCACUGGUUAAAAGCAAACAGGAGAGGGAUCUGAAAGUGAAAACAUUCGCUCCACCGUAUGCGCCGCAGCCGGAGCUUUACCUGCUGCCCACUGUGGAGAACGGCAGUAGUGUUUGCUCCCAGUCCCUCAUCUCAGACACCAGCAGCAGCUCCCCGGACCACCCGACCUAUUACCACCCUCCCGAGACACGCAGCCUGCCAACAAGGACAAAGGAGCCUGUUAAAUUCCCUCUCAUCCCCCAGUAUUCCCAUCAGCCACCUCCCACCCCCAGCCAAGAGGAGGAGGGUGAUGAAGAGGAGGAGGAGGGUGAUGAAGAGGAGGAAGAAGAUGAGGAGCAGAGCUACAGUUCCUCAGAGGGAGAUGGAGAAAAUGAAGCUCUCACCUCCAAAAAGCCUGAGUGGGCAGAGCGGGAGUGUUGUCCAAGGCAGAAUCAAAGGGCACCACAGCCUGUUUCACUGAACAAAGGUUUACAAUGUCGUGAAGCUGAUUCAGUUCAGGUGGAGGUGUUGCCAGGAAAAGGAGGAACCUGCAGAACGAAGAAACAACACCACAGAGAAAAGAGAGUGGCCAGAGAUUCAGGUGUAGCAGAAUCCCUGGAGGACAGGGAUUCAGGCUUCUCCCUCACAGAUGGACGUGGAAAAUCAAAGGAUGCAACUACGAUGAAGUCAAUCAGGAGUAAACCAACAAGUGGGGAGACAGAAAGCCCAGCUGUGUUGUCUCGGCCUGUUCGGUGUACCUCUCCACCUCCGAGUCUAGACUUGGCCUUGGUCACCCAUAAAACUGCUACUUCUCCAGUCUUUCAGGCAAACAGAGAGGAACUGAUCGAGGAAAUCAAGCUGGUGAGGGAGGAAAGGAAGCAGCUGGAGUGGACGAGACAAGAGCUGCUAAGGAAGGGGAAAGAUUUAUUGGCCCAAAACAGACACAGGAGGAAUCAAGCACGCGACAGCUGGAAAAAGAAAUAUUUUGAAACCAAGAAAUCCACUGCACCACUGGAGGACAACCUGAGAAACUUACGACAAGAGUUGGAGACAUUUUACAACAAACUCUUGCACCAGCUCCAGGCCAGAGAUAACAGAGGGAAACCAAGGCGACAAGGCAGAUCCUCCGUCAAGAAUGAGCUCAUCAUUCAGAUCAUGACAGAGAGCCACGAGAUUGACAACCUGAGGAGGAAAGUAGAAGCUGCCGAGAUGAAGCUGGUAACAGAGAUAAAGUUGAGGAAACAGGCUGCCACAGAGCUGAGGGCCCUGAGGGCUGAACUGGCCCAGAAGAAAAGCCAGGCAUCUCAUCCGGGGCCCACGGCCUCUCUAGGCUUUGGAAAUACCAAAAGGGAAAGACCACAAGUUCAAAACACCUCCAUCUAAUUCAGUAUGUACAGGACUGUGCAUGUGGCAGACGUUGUCUGA
Molecule: messenger RNA, 1731 nt
Organism: Toxotes jaculatrix (banded archerfish)
Lineage: Eukaryota; Metazoa; Chordata; Actinopteri; Toxotidae
Gene: spata1
Product: spermatogenesis associated 1
Exons: 12
Coding region: 49-1689 (546 amino acids)
Source: RefSeq, a predicted model, not a curated record